Westerdykella ornata is the source of this 1470-nucleotide messenger RNA. RefSeq names its product zf-DHHC-domain-containing protein. The transcript is spliced from 2 exons. Gene Ontology annotation, cellular component: endoplasmic reticulum; Golgi apparatus. Gene Ontology annotation, molecular function: protein-cysteine S-palmitoyltransferase activity. NCBI's taxonomy places the organism in Eukaryota, Fungi, Ascomycota, Dothideomycetes, Pleosporales, Sporormiaceae. Gene Ontology annotation, biological process: protein targeting to membrane; peptidyl-L-cysteine S-palmitoylation. The record is from RefSeq and is a predicted model, not a curated record. The coding region runs from base 103 to 1374 and encodes 423 amino acids.
AAAAGUCUUACGUCGACGAUACUGCGCGCUGUGUGGAAUACGAUAGGCGCCGUAAAUUCCGUCGUUGUCUUCGCCCCUCGUGUGGCGCCGGCAUCCUUCACGAUGGCUCUGCUGCGUAACGUCCUCAUAUUCACCUUUUCAGUGUCAUUUGUGACAUUCGUCGCCUUCUUCGGGCGUUUACCAAUUUUCAGAAAAACACCCAUUGGCUGGAUCCACCUCAUUCUCUUCGUCCGCAUUCCGUCUCUAUUUGCGAAAUUCGACAGCUACUUCACAAACGGGCGAAUAGCUUCAACGUUCUCUCGCUUGGGUAACUACCUAAUCAACGAGAAGCACCCUUUGGUCAUCAUCUUCUUCCUUGGACUGGUCUCCAUCAGUGCUGCCUUAUUUCUCCCAGCAACAUGGCCCCUUCUGCCCCUUCACCACAAACUCCUCAUUCCUCUACUCCUGCCCCUUCCUUAUCUCUUCACCUACCUCAGCGCCAAGAAGAAUAGUAAAACAUAUAUCACGCCCGCCAACCACUCGGAACAAAUGCGCCUCUACCCCUACGACCGUGUGCUCUUUUAUCCAGAGGUCACAUGUAAAACGUGCAACCUCCUCAAACCAGCUCGUAGCAAGCACUGCCGCAUCUGCAAAACGUGCGUCGCGCGUAUGGAUCACCACUGCAUUUGGGUGAACAACUGUCUUGGAAGAGGGAAUUACCGGUGGUUCCUGGCGCUGCUUCUAUCAACGGGCAUCUUGCUUGCAUAUGCCGCCUUUCUUGCGUAUAGCGUUAUUCAUCCCCGAGCAGAGAGGUACUAUGCGCAACAUGAGCGAUGGUACAGAUACAAGAAUCAGAAUCGUCUGGACGGGUGGGCUCGCUGGGGUGAUACGAAAUGGCACUAUCUUACCACCUACGCGUCGAUAUACAUCGAUGUCGGGGGUGUGCGAGCCUCAGGUGUAGGGUUGCUAGCGCUUCUGACUUGGCCGCUUCCGCUGGGACUGCUUGGCUAUCAUAUUUACCUGAUUUGGGCGGGAAUGACAACGAAUGAGAAUGCGAAGUGGGCAGAUUGGAGGGAUGAUAUGGCUGAUGGCUGCGUCUUCCUGGGUCACAGCAAGAAGGUCGAAAGGAUCCAAGCUGGAGAGGCUUUGGAACGGGGUGUAUAUGGAAAGAAGGAAGAGGAAAAAGAAGAUCCAGCGGAACCACGCACAUCCUGGCCGCUGGAGAGCCGUCAUGUGCUGAUACGGACCCUGAACGGACAACCGCCGACGAGACUUCCAGAGCGCAUACGCUGUGUGGCAGACGAGGACAGCUUUGAAAGAGUCUGGAAUAUCGGCGCCGUGGAGAAUGUCUAUGAUCUCGGAUUCUGGGAUAAUCUCAUGGAGGCAUUGAGAUAGCCCGCUGGGUUCGAGCAUCCGAACAACAUAUCCGACGACUCUCGAUAGUUGUGCCGAAACAUACCUCUCACCUAUGGCUUUGAAGAGCUACCUCAG